Molecule: messenger RNA, 567 nt
Organism: Capronia coronata CBS 617.96
Lineage: Eukaryota; Fungi; Ascomycota; Eurotiomycetes; Chaetothyriales; Herpotrichiellaceae
Exons: 1
Coding region: 1-567 (188 amino acids)
Biological process (GO): mitochondrial translation
Cellular component (GO): mitochondrial large ribosomal subunit
Molecular function (GO): structural constituent of ribosome
Source: RefSeq, a predicted model, not a curated record
AUGGCCUCCGCUCUGCGCCCGGUCCUUAGGCCGACUCAUUUAGCCAGUUUACCUACCUCGACAUCAACCACCACAUAUAUCUGCCAGUCCUGUCGACAUGCCCGUCUCCUGAGGCGGCCCAAGCGACCUUACACGUUUACACAGUUGGUUACGCUUUCUGACGGAAGUGCUUUCACGAUACGCACCACCUCUCCUGUCCCUGUAUACCGAUCAACGCGAGAUACCCGAAACUCUCCUCUGUGGAACCCCACGUCCAAGGAGCUUUUGAAUGUAGAAGACGAUGAAGCUGGAAGGUUAGCUGGUUUCCGAGCACGUUUCGGCACGGGGUUCGAUACCGCGAAAGAAGCAAGGAAGGAAGCCGAGAUGGAGAGUGAUAAUAUCUCAAAUACACCAGCUUCCCCGACAGCAGCCAACGCCGAAGCCGCUAAGGAACCGACCUUUGAGGAUGAACAGAACAUGUUCGAAGAAGACGACAUGAACCUAUUGGAUCUUAUCAGCUCUUUCGGUCAAGAAAACACCCAGCAAGAGACCCAGUCGCCGCAGCCUAAAAAGGGAGGAAAGAAAUAG